Molecule: messenger RNA, 1122 nt
Organism: Colletotrichum chrysophilum
Lineage: Eukaryota; Fungi; Ascomycota; Sordariomycetes; Glomerellales; Glomerellaceae
Exons: 1
Coding region: 1-1122 (373 amino acids)
Source: RefSeq, a predicted model, not a curated record
AUGCAGGAGGCAACCAAUCAAGCGAAGCCUACAACCAACCGUCGCCGAGGUCGAAAUGGCGGCGGGAAGGCGGCCGGGCAGAAAAUGUACGCCUCCGAGAACGAUAUGGCAAAUGUGUCGAAUUCUGCCUUUGAUCAGUUCGGUCCACACACUCCUCAGAAGUCCUACUCGGGUUCUCCAGAUCCCCAGUCGGCCGCGGGGGCUCAGACCGGCUCCAAGCAGCGCUCUCGCAACAAGCCUCGAGCGAAGAAUCCCAGUGCCAAUCCUGUAGCAUCGCCAGACACCCGCCAGAACCGUCGGUCAACACCCCAGAGCAUUCCCGUCAGCAACAAGCCAAACACCGCUGCAGCCUUCGCUGGCGCAACCUUCCACGCAUCUCCCGCCCCUUCAGCUCUGCCUAUGCCUAGCUUCUACUCGAAGUCGAUCCCCGAGUCCCCAGGCAAUCCGGGCAUGAGACGAGAAGUUCAGCAGCAACCAUCUCCCCCAGUGACGGAGCAUGAGGCACCGACUCCGCACCAUCCAUCGACUGUGCCUGUGGCCCGAGAGUCUCCUCUUGAUGCUAUCUUUCGAGCAGAUAGGGCUGAAAAGGAGAAGGCACGUCGAGUAAGCUCUCUUCACUCCUCUUCUCGGCCUCAGGGGCCUGUCUCGCCGCCGGCUCCCGCGCUCAGAGACAGUCCCUUCGCCGCGAAACCGUACAAUACCCACCCGGGGCAUCGAAUGCCAUUCGAGCGAUCCUCCAGCGGCAUUUCUUCGGCAGAGCUUGAUGGCUUUCCCGGCAAGCCACUUGGCCCUGCUUUUUCGACUCCCUACCAGGACCGCAUUCGGGCUGCCCGCGCCGGUCCUAGUCAACCUUGUACACCAAAAGCUUCGGAAAACUCACCAUCCGAGGACCGCUCCGAGGCCUUGAAGAAAUACUUGUUUGGAGGCAAGGGUAUGACAGGCUCUCCUCAACCCUCGCCAUCGAUACCUUCAACUCCGCACGCCAGUAAUGGUAUUGUUACACAGGACGAGGAGGCUCGAUCCUCCGAUCUUCGUGUCAUGGAGGACAGUCUUCGUCGAAUCCUCAAACUAGACUCUCCUCUGGCGGCUGCCAAAUCGGGAGAACGUCCUUUGUACUCUUGA